Messenger RNA from Suillus discolor, 480 nucleotides. RefSeq lists its product as uncharacterized. The transcript is spliced from 5 exons. Bases 58 to 399 code for a protein of 113 amino acids. NCBI's taxonomy places the organism in Eukaryota, Fungi, Basidiomycota, Agaricomycetes, Boletales, Suillaceae. The record is from RefSeq and is a predicted model, not a curated record.
UGGAUCUUCUUUCAUAGCAGACACAGACGUGGCACUAGACACGAUCUGCGUGAAGGAAUGCUGUAUCUCUUCAUUUGGAUGAUAAUAGUAUCCAUUAUGGCGAGGACGGAGCGCCGGCCCAUGUUCAAUACGAACACUAGUAGGAGCCGCAUGUGUAGCUCAGCGGUUCACCCAUCAGUAAUUGGCACUCCGAGUUUAUUUUCUACUAUACAGGCAAAUCUGGGCCAGAGAACACCUGUGUCCUCGCAUUUAAGGCCAUCGGGGCAGCAAUAUUUUGUCAUCUUGCAGGUUUCGGGACAGCCUCUGGCACCGUCAUCACUAACAGUUGGCAUAGACACCGUCAACUUGAAAGCUGAAGGAGACGGUAGGAAGACAGCUUGCUUUUAUGUUCUGAAAUAAUGUUCUGGGCACGGACGUGGCACUAGCGUGAAGGAACGUUGUAUCUUUUCAUUUAGUCUGGUUGGAUGAGAACAGUAUCCA